CACUGGCGAUUCUUAGGCAAUUAGGGGAUUUGUUUUUGUGUUUAACCAAACAGCUGACCGAGUUCUUAUCAAGGAAUUUUAUAUUUUUAAUGCUGCGGCGCACAAUGGCGGAGUUUGAUGUAAAGGGCGGUCUGCAGCACGUAUUGAAGCGAAUUGAUGAGGUGCUCCUGCAGCGGCCCAAGGAAAUCAAAACAGCCAGACCCCUUCUCGUGGCUGUGAGCAAAACAAAACCAGCGGAUGCAGUAAUCGAAGCCUAUCAAGCUGGGCAAAGGGACUUUGGGGAGAACUAUGUUCAAGAGCUGGAGGAAAAGAGCCGGCAUCCGGACAUCGUGGCCCAGUGCCCUGACAUAAGAUGGCAUUUUAUUGGACACAUGCAGAGCAAUAAGAUUAACAAGGUUAUAUCUGUGCCCAAUCUACACAUGAUCCAAACCGUGGACAGUCAGAAACUUGCCACCAAACUAGAUACAGCUUGGUCGAAACAGCAGCCACCAAAAGAUAAGCCAUUGGAAGUGCUCAUCCAGAUCAAUACUAGCGGCGAAGAUGUGAAAAGUGGAAUCGAACCAAAAGAGGCACCUGCCCUAUACGAAUUUAUCAAGAUCAACCUGAAGCACCUUAAACUGAUGGGCAUAAUGACCAUUGGCGCCUAUGGCUUUGACUACAGCAAAGGUCCCAAUCCGGAUUUUGUCUCCCUUAUGCAAGUGCACCGCUCCAUAUGCGAGACGCAUUCAUUGACUCCCGAUUCCGUACUCGUGUCUAUGGGAAUGUCAAACGACUACGACCGGGCGAUCGAAAUGGGCAGCACGGUUGUGCGGGUGGGCACAUCUAUUUUCGGCUAUCGGCCGGCCAAGGCGUGAGGUGGUUCUGAGGAUGAAGAAAGAGGCAGAAAUGCGCAGCGGGCGCCCAAUACAGUUGUUUCCCAAUGACGUCCGACCUCCCAUCUGAGCAGCCUCCAAGUUCGCAUGUGUAUCAGGUGGAGAUGUGUAUACCCAUACACAUACUUGCAUACGCAGUUGAUGAUAGAAGAUGAUUUGGCGUUUAUAUUUAGAAAAUCUUGUUAUAAACAAAUAUUAUGUAUAGGCCUUUAUAUCCUCUGUAUGAUUGUUGCCCUCUCCAUAAACAAUACCUACAUUUCCAAAGUGUCAGAUUCAUUAAUAUAAGUUGUACACCUUUCAAAGCGUAAUACAUUGGUAGCAGUUUUCAUUAAUUUUAACAUUCCUUUCAGAAUUUUUUUGCACUUUGGUCUAUUAAUACUCCUGCAUACAUUCAAUGCUACAUCUCGUAUUAGAUUGUGGGCAGUUUUCUUCUAUAUUUUCUUGUUUUGCUUGGCCUUACGCCAAAAUGUCGCCUGGUUACGUGCCAAAAUUGCAGCGCCAAGAGAGUUUUCGACGAAAAUCACUUUCAAUGAAGCCCGAAAAAGACUGCAGUUGCCAUCGAUUUCUAUUAUGUCUGAUCGAUGAAUUAUGAACGCUUUCUCGCGUGUAAUCCACCAUUAAUUGAGAUAUUUUCUGUUUGAUAUGCAUGCCUUAAGCCAACAUUAAUUAUGUCAUUAGCCAGUCGAGGGAAUUCAUUCAUCUUAGCCAAUGGCGUUACAUAUAUUAAAUGUCUUUCAAAGAAUUUGUUUGGCGACCUUAUAUAAAAUGGCUAAAAUAAUAAUGAUUGAAAAAGGACCUCUGUUGCAA
Molecule: messenger RNA, 1679 nt
Organism: Drosophila bipectinata
Lineage: Eukaryota; Metazoa; Arthropoda; Insecta; Diptera; Drosophilidae
Product: pyridoxal phosphate homeostasis protein
Cellular component (GO): intracellular anatomical structure
Molecular function (GO): pyridoxal phosphate binding
Source: RefSeq, a predicted model, not a curated record